AGUCGAGAAAUCGGAGAUCUCGCAUUUGAAAUCCAGUAUUUGGAGAGUGGCUUCUAAACUCAAGUCGAGGAAUCGGAGAUCGCAUUUGAAAUCAAGUAUUUGGAGAGUGGCUUCUAAACUCAAGAAUUAAGUAGUCGAGAAAUCAGAGAUUUCACCUUUUACUUCUAUUAUUUCGAGAUUGUCAUCUAUACACAAGUUUUCUUAGAAGCAAUUAUUAAAACUCAAGAAGACAAGAAUUCAUCAUCCUUUGUUAAAUUUUUACAAAACUUAUUCUUGAGGAAAAUUUGAAGGCAGAAAAAAGCCGCAACAAAUUCCUAUCAUUGCUGAAGAUUUCAAUUUCUACAAAAUGGAUAAUCGUCAAUCAGUAAGUCAUCAAGGAGAGGGAAGAGCAUCGUGGCCAAAUGAUGCUCAAAGUGAACAACAGUUGGUUGCAUAUACUCCUAGUGGUCAGGAUGGACCAUCUACUUCUUAUAGAACACAACCACAUUCUUCGAACAGAGAUUCUGAAAUUGACGGUGGUCAUGUUCAAGACACGACAGGAUGUAAUGACCAACACGAGAUGGGAAAUGAUCUUCCCACGACAUCUAGAUUUGACGAUAAGGUUCACGAAGACCUUCUACCAGCUCAAACUGAAAGAUGCACGGACGGGAACCAUAACCUGUCCUAUAUGGGUAGCCGAGGAUUGAUUUGUACAUCCUGUGGUCAUGUGGAGCUUGACGCAGACCAGGUUAUUAGCUCGUGGGUAGACAAAGCUUAUUUCGACAGCUCUGAAGAGGAGGAAGAAGAAGGGAAGGAAACUAAAAAUGAGAGAAAAGUGUUGCAGAAGAAAGACAGCAUAUGCAAGAUGCAGCCUACUUAUGAAGAACUCCAAGAAAUUUUGGAGCAUUUGAGGAAUCGAGCUCAUAUUUAUGAUAGAAUUUUUGGCGAUGACCUUCCCACGACAUCUGGAUCUGACCAUAAGGUCAAUGAAGAGCUUCUAGCAGCUCAAACUGAAGGAUGCACCAACGGGAACCAUAAGCUGUCCUAUAUGGGCAGCCGAGGAUUGAUUUGUACAUCCUGUGGUCAUGUUGAGCUUGAUGCAUACCAGGUUAUGAGCUCAUGGGUGGAAAACGCUUAUUUCAAUAUCUCUGAAGACGUAGAUGAAGAAGGGACAGAAACUGAAAAUGAGAGGAAAGUGCGGCAGAAGAAAGGCAGCACGUAUAAGAUGCAGCCUUCUGAAGACGAAUUGAGAGAGAUUUUGGAGUAUUUGAGGAGUCGAACUCAUACUUAUGCUGAAAUUUUUGGUGAUGAGUCUACAGUCCCUCAAGUAGACAGCCACUCCAACCAGGACAAUUCUGACAGCUGCUCCAAUGCCAUGGCUCCCGUCCAAGAAUGCCAUUAUGAAAUUGAUAAUUUGGAAAGAGAUUUGGGGGAUAGUGUCAGCACCAGCAGCAUCAGCAGUGCCGAUAGGCCCUCCAAUUCGCUGGAUUCUAUUGAAGAAGGUGUUGACAUUGUUCGUUUAGAUGACAAUUCGGUAGAAACUGUUAGCAAAGGCAUUAAUGAUACCUCCUCCUGCAAGAUGGCUGCCCAAGAAGAAUGCCAAGAAGUUGCAAAUUUUGAUGAUGGUGUUGUGGUAGUGAAUGACAAUGAUGCUGCCAGUGGAGGUCAGAUUCGAUCUACCAGAAGGAUCAACACUCACCUGUCGUCGAUUUAUGUUAUGGAUGAGCUGAGUGAAUUUUUUGGGGAUGAAUACUGUACUCCGAGGAAGAAGCAAAAAGUAAACAAUGAUAAAAGAGUUGACACUGGAGAGGGCAGCACGCCCGUGGAGGCUUCUGAGCAGCGUAGAAUAGGAACUCCAAAACAAAAGGCUGCAGUGAACUCUCGUCAGAAGCAGAGGAUGCUAUCAGAAAUCUGUGGCACUGAUCAGCGACCAGACAACGCAGGAGGGCCAAAGGUCACAGUCGUACAUGCACAAAGUUCCAAAGCUCCAAGGAUUAGCAGAAAAAGCGGUGGUAAAGAUGACAUGCCGUAUUGGCUUAAAGAGAUGACCAAGUUCAUGACAGGGGCUAAAGCGAAGAAGACGAAGCCAAAACGAUUUGACAUGUCCAAGUUCCUAGAAGAAUCCAUUUUCAGACCAUCAUCUGGGACAAUGAAGACCGGCGAAGCUGAAGACUACCCUGCUCUUCCAAGGAAGUUCAGGUUUGAAGACACUGUCGUGCCACUGACAGAAGAGGAGCAGAGAGAAGCUGAGUUUGCGAAGGAGGUGGACGACUUGAUUGAUGAGCUGAACUUUAACUGCGGUGUGGAAGAUAUAGGAACAGUUACCAGCCGUGAGAUUGUUCAAGUGGAUGAGGAGGAGGAAGACACUCAGGAGCGCAGAUGUGCUCGAGGGCUGCAUGAGUUGACAUUACAAGACGAUAAAGGAUUGUAUUGUAUCUACUGUCAACAUGUAGAGAUUCAUCCGAAGGAUGUACUUCCUCCGUGGGUGAUCAAAGCACGUCAUGGGCCGGGAAAGAAGAAGCAGUCGGAGAAAGGGGAGGGUCUGGAUCUCACCACUGUCAGUCUCCCAGUAGGGGAUACAGCUGAAGGAAGCAGCCGGAAUAGCGGCUCAGUUUGGAGCAUGAUGGCUGGUGUACGAGAGACUAUGUAUGAACACCAGAAAGAAGGAUUUGAGUUCCUCUGGAAGAACUUGGCAGGCAGUACUGACAUUGCCGAGCUAAAGUACUCAAAUCUACCUGGAGUUGGCGGAUGCAUCAUUUCUCAUGCACCAGGGACUGGAAAGACACGGCUGACGAUUACAUUCCUGGAGACGUAUCUAAAGAUGUAUCCACACUGCCUGCCGAUGAUCAUUGUACCCGCAAACAUACUUUGUAGCUGGGAAGGCGAGUUCAAAAGGUGGAAGGCUGGGUUUAAUUUCCACAACCUCAACAAUACGGCUUUCAUUGGCAACGAGAGAGAGACUGCAGACCAACUCUUCGAUGGGGCGAAGAUCAGUUCCCGGGAUUUGGAGGCAAUCCGUAUGGUCAAGAUUUAUUCAUGGAAGAAGGGGGGAGGCCUUUUGGGGGUUAGUUACAAUCUUUUUGAGAAACUAACAGCGGAGAAGCACCUGGCAGCAAAUGCAGGCAAGGGGGUGCAGAGAACAGGUGCUGAACAGAACUUGGAAGUUCUCAGGUCGACACUUCUUGAGAUGCCUGAACUAGUAAUUCUUGAUGAAGGCCAUACUCCUCGUAACCACAAGACUAAGAUUUGGACUUCACUGGUUCAGCUCAAGACAGAAAAGCGUGUCAUUUUGUCGGGGACACCAUUCCAAAACAAUUUCCAAGAGCUGUUCAACACCCUAAAGAUCGUAAGGCCGACAGAAGCAGAAGCGAUUAUGCAGGAUAGGACAUUUGCUGAGAUUCUGCAUUCUGAUAAGAAAUACAAGAGCUCUCGCGCUGCUUUGCUUCCUGAAGCAGUCAAUCGUGCAGUAGAGAGGCUUAAAGUCGCCAUGUCGCUGUUUGUGCACGUGCACAAAGGAACUGUCCUGCAGGAUCUCCCCGGAUUAAAAGAUAAUCUCAUCCUCCUGAAACCGACUGGAUUGCAGAAGACACUUAUCGACAGGUUGGAAGCAGAAAGGUUAAGGAAAGGACUUCCGAGUGAAUUUGGAUUUUCGUUGGUAUCUGUUCAUCCUUACCUCACCCAACACUGCAAGUCGCAAGUGCCAACCGAUGGAAUAGAUAUGCAAGCAGUGGAGGCAUCAAAGCUCAAUUCUGGCAAUGGAGUCAAAACAAAGUUCGUCCUCGAGUUUGUCCGCCUCAGUAUGAUGCUGAAAGAAAAAGUGCUCAUUUUCAGCCAAUACAUUCCACCCUUGGAGCUGAUCGAAGAGCAUCUGACCACGACCUUCCAGUUGAAUCCCGGAAAGGAAAUCCUAAGGCUGGAAGGAAGGCUGCAGAGGAAGCAACGCCAGAAGGUGAUCAACGCAUUCAACGAUCCAGAAAAUGAUUCAAAGAUCUUGCUUGCGUCCAUAAGGUGCUGCUCUGAGGGCAUAAGUCUGGUCGGGGCUUCCAGAGUCAUUCUGCUGGACGUCGUCUGGAAUCCUUCUGUGGAACAGCAGGCGAUUUGUCGGGCUUAUAGGAUUGGGCAAACAAAGUUUGUCCAUACCUACCACCUAAUGACUGCUGGCACUUUUGAGGCGGACAAAUACUGCCGGCAAGCUGAGAAAGAGCGACUAUCAGAAUUAGUCUUCUGUUCUUCUUCGAACGAGAAGGAUAUAUCAAAGCAGCAGAUGCCGGAGAUUGAGGACAGAAUUCUUGAAGAGAUGGUCCAGCAUGCGAAGACAAAAGAUAUAUUUGAGAAGAUCAUCCACCAGCCGAAGAGCGCCGACUUGAUCCAGUCCUUGGGCGUCAGAGGUUGAGAAUAUUCUAUAAAGGUGUUAUGCUCGUCUGCAUCAUCGGGCCGUCAACUUAAGGAAAAAGAAAUGAGACACGGCAACCAGAACGUGACAGAAGAGGCAAAGGGUGAUAUAUGAUGACCAUAAGAAGUUAGCUCAGCAACAAGCACAAAUAAAGUCGCAGAUGGCUGGGUAUGAAGAUGAAUUGGCAAGAAAAAAGGAUGCAUAAAAUGAAGCUAAGCUUGCUGAGGAUGUUAAUAAUGGAUGCUAGUAGAACGUGCUAAUGCAAAGCGAGAGAAAAGGGUUGCAGCAAUUAAUACGACUGCCUUUGAGCUUCUGCUUCCUUUGUUUCUGAACGUUUUCCUCUUCAAGUGCCAUGUUUAAUGAAGAGUUCCCCUCUGAUCAUAUUCAGAGAACCCUUGAUGGACAUGGAGCAGGAGCAGGAGCACGAGAGAACAAAAUAUGACUAUCAUGGAACAGUUACGGAAAAUUCCUGCUUAUUUAGACCGUCGUGACCUAGAUGGCGAUACCGGUGCUUCCCCGAUUGCAUGAUGGUUUACAGAGUGAUUAAGAAAGGUGCAGCCGCCACUUUGCUCACCGUGUGCGCAGUCUCGGUAAAACGACGAUCUACGAAUAUCCAACCGUCGGAUUGUCCCCAAAUUUACACAGAAGAUUCUUUCGGACUAGUUUCGGUGUUGAUAUCGAAUCGGAAGAUCUAACUGUUGGAUCAGGCUGAAAUUUGAGUAUGUUGUUGGGACAUCGUGGAGUAAAUUAUGAAUGGGGGAGAUCGUGAUCAGACGUCUGGAUCAUCGAGUAUUUGGGUCUGAACAGAAGGGUAAGUUUUCUAUUUCAUUCAUAUAUUCGUUGACAAAAUUGGUAUUAUAUUUUGUGAGUUGGAACUUGGGUUGAUUUUUGUAUUGAACGAUUUGUACCCCUUUUGAUUAUAGUGGAGAU
Andrographis paniculata is the source of this 5302-nucleotide messenger RNA. RefSeq names its product SNF2 domain-containing protein CLASSY 4-like. Bases 347 to 4372 code for a protein of 1341 amino acids. Gene Ontology annotation, biological process: gene silencing by siRNA-directed DNA methylation. The transcript has 22 exons. Gene Ontology annotation, molecular function: ATP-dependent chromatin remodeler activity; ATP binding. The record is from RefSeq and is a predicted model, not a curated record. Lineage: Eukaryota; Viridiplantae; Streptophyta; Magnoliopsida; Lamiales; Acanthaceae.